Ipomoea triloba (trilobed morning glory) is the source of this 1101-nucleotide messenger RNA. RefSeq lists its product as uncharacterized. Bases 1 to 1101 code for a protein of 366 amino acids. The record is from RefSeq and is a predicted model, not a curated record. Gene Ontology annotation, molecular function: nucleic acid binding; RNA-DNA hybrid ribonuclease activity. NCBI's taxonomy places the organism in Eukaryota, Viridiplantae, Streptophyta, Magnoliopsida, Solanales, Convolvulaceae. The transcript is spliced from 2 exons.
AUGAUGUUGACCCAGUUCGCAAUUGAAUACACGCCGAGACCGGCCAUCAAAGGACAAGCCGUAGCAGAUUUCGUCGUAGAAUGUUCAGCACGUGACAGCACCACCCCGGCGACCCCCGACGAUGCCCCGGUGGAAUGGGAAAUUGCAACAGAUGGGUCAAGCUGCAAGCAGGGCGCCGGCGCUGGUAUAGUUCUUACCAGCCCGGAGGGCUUCAAAGUUUACUACGCCCUGUCGCUUGCUUUCUCACCGACCAACAAUGAAGCGGAGUACGAGGCCUUCAUAGCUGGCCUGCGACGCGCCCGUUCUCUGGGGGCUCGGCAUGUGAGGAUCCGGACUGACUCAGCCCUAGUCGUCGGACAGGUCACCGGCGCUUUCGAAACAAAAGGGGAACGGUUAGCCCGGUACCGCGACUAUGCUUUAUCCGUUAUGGGAUCGUUUGACGCUUGUAGAGCCGAGCACAUUCCACGGGCCGAGAAUGCGGAUGCGGACAUGUUAUCCCGACUAUCGCACGAGGCUCCGGAAUAUAUAUCGAAGGUCGCCCGGGUGGAAGAGCUGCAGACUGCUUGCGUGGAUGCGCUUCCCGUGAUACCGGUCAAUACAGAAACGGAUGAUUGGAUCACCGACCUCCGUUCAUAUUUAGAGACCGGGACCUUACCAGAGAAUGAGCAGAGAGCCAGGAAAGUAAAGCUGCGAGCUCCUCGUUUCCAGAUAGUCGACAAUCGCCUUUACCGGCGGUCUUAUGGAGGGCCGCUGAUGAGAUGUCUAACCCGCUUUGAGGCCAAACUAGUGAUGGCCGAGCUGCAUUCCGGACUUUGCUCUGCCCAUCAGGGGGGCCGGGCCUUGGCAAGAAGAAUAAUGCUGAUCGGCUACUAUUGGCCAUCGAUCCAAUUAGACUGUGAGGCACUAGCAAAGUCGUGUGAACCCUGUCAACUUUACGCUCGAGUCCCAGGCAGGCCGGCCACCUUUUAUCACCCGGUCAGUUCUGCAAUACCAUUCGCCAAAUGGGGAGUAGACAUCUUGGGACCUUUCCCGCAGUUGACCGGUCGACGCCGCUUCAUAAUCGUUGCUGUGGACUACUUUUCGAAAUGGUUCAGUUGGUGA